Molecule: messenger RNA, 7398 nt
Organism: Acanthosepion pharaonis
Lineage: Eukaryota; Metazoa; Mollusca; Cephalopoda; Sepiida; Sepiidae
Source: the annotation of a GenBank genome assembly
AUGUUCCAAGUUCCCUUGCUCCUGACCACUACUAACUCACUGGUCACCUACCCACUUCUCUCAUGGCUGGACCCCUUUCUCCAAAGGUCCAACAGCCAGCUGCCACCAUGUUACGUUAUGCCUUCUUGUCUGGAGGAAAUCUCUUCCAGCUUCUUGUCUGGAGGAACUCUCUUCCAGUUUCUUGCCUGGAGAAACUCUCUUCCAGCUUCUUGCCUGGAGAAACUCUCUUUCAGCUUCUUGUCUGGAGGAACUCUCUUCCACUUCUUGCCUGGAGAAACUCUUCCAGCUUCUUGUCUGGAGGAUUUUCUCUUCCAGCUUCUUGCCUGGAGAAACUCUCUUCCAGCUUCUUGUCUAGAGCAGAACCACUUCCAGUUUCUUGUCUCAAGGAACUCUUCUAGCUCCCUUGCCUGGAGAAACUCUCUUUCAGCUUCUUGCCUGGAGAAACUCUCUUCCAGCUUCUUGUCUGGAGGAACUCUCUUCCAGUUUCUUCUCUGGAGGAACUCUCUUCUAGCUCCUUGCCUGGAGAAACUCUCUUUCAGCUUCUUGCCUGAGAAACUCUCUUCCAGCUUCUUGUCUGGAGGAACGCUCUUCCAGUUUCUUGCCUGGAGAAACUCUCUUUCAGCUUCUUGCCUGAGAAACUCUCUUCCAGCUUCUGUGUGGAGGAACUCUCUUCCACUUCUUGCCUGGAGAAACUCUCUUCCAGCUUCUUGUCUGGAGGAAGUCUCUUCCAGUUUCUUGCCUGAAACUCUCUUCCAGCUUCUUGCUUGGAGAAACUCUCUUCCAGUUUCUUGUCUGGAGGGACUCUCUUUAGCUCCUUGCCUGGAGAAACUCUCUUCCAGCUUCUUGCCUGGAGAAACUCUCUUUCAGCUUCUUGCCUGGAGAAACUCUCUUUCAGCUUCUUGCCUGGAGAAACUCUCUUCCAGUUUCUUGUCUGGAGGAACUGUCUUCCAGCUUCUUGCCUGGAGAAACUCUCUUCCAGCUUCUUGCCUGGAGAAACUCUCUUUCAGUUUCUUGCCUGGAGAAACUCUCUUCCAGCUUCUUGCCCGGAGAAACUCUCUUUCAGCUUCUUGCCUGGAGAAACUCUCUUCCAGCUUCUUGCCUGGAGAAACUCUCUUCCAGCUUCUUGUCUGGAGGAACUCUCUUCCAGUUUCUUGCCUGGAGAAACUCUCUUCCAGCUUCUUGCUUGGAGAAACUCUCUUCCAGCUUCUUGUCUGGAGAAACUCUUUUCCAGUUUCUUGUCUGGAGGAACUCUCUUCUAACUCCUUGCCUGGAGAAACUCUCUUUCAGCUUCUUGCCUGGAGAAACUCUCUUUCAGCUUCUUGCCUGGAGAAACUCUCUUCCAGCUUCUUGUCUGGAGGAACUGUCUUCCAGCUUCUUGCCAGGAGAAAAUCUCUUCCAGCUUCUUGCCUGGAGAAACUCUCUUUCAGUUUCUUGCCUGGAGAAACUCUCUUUCAGCUUCUUGCCUGGAGAAACUCUCUUCCAGCUUCUGGUCUGGAGGAACACUCUUCCAGUUUCUUGCCUGGAGAAAUUCUCUUCCAGUUUCUUGCCUGGAGGAACUCUCUUCCAGCUUCUUGUCUGGAGGAACUCUCUUCCAGUUUCUUGCCUGGAGAAACUCUCUUCCAGUUUCUUGCCUGGAGAAACUCUCUUUCAGCUUCUUGCCUGGAGAAACUCUCUUCCACUUCUUGCCUGGAGAAACUCUCUUUCAGGUUCUUGCCUGGAGAAACUCUCUUCCAGCUUCUUGUCUGGAGGAAUUGUCUUCCAGGUUCUUGCCAGGAGAAACUCUCUUCCAGCUUCUUGCCUGGAGAAACUCUCUUUCAGUUUCUUGCCGGGAGAAACUCUCUUCCAUUUUCUUGCCUGGAGAAACUCUCUUUCAGCUUCUUGCCUGGAGAAACGCUCUUCCAGUUUCUUGUCUGGAGAAACUCUCUUUCAGCUUCUUGCCUGGAGAAACUCUCUUCCAGCUUCUUGUCUGGAGGAACUCUCUUCCAGUUUCUUGCCUGGAUAAACUCUCUUCCAGCUUCUUGCCUGGAGAAACUCUCUUCCAGCUUCUGGUCUGGAGGACUCUCUUCCAGUUUCUUGCCUGGAGAAACUCUCUUUCAGCUUCUUGCCUGGAGAAACUCUCUUCUAGCUCCUUGCCUGGAGAAACUCUCUUUCAGCUUCUUGCCUGGAGAAACUCUCUUCCAGCUUCCUGUCUGGAGGAACUCUCUUCCAGUUUCAUGCCUGGAGAAACUCUCUUCCAGCUUCUUGCCUGGAGGAACUCUCUUUCAGCUUCUUGCCUGUCUGGAGAAACAUUCUUCCUCUUCCAGAUUCUUGUCUGGAGGAACUCUCUUCCAGAUUCUUGCCUGGAUAAACUCUCUUUCAGCUUCUUGCCUGGAGAAACUCUCCUCCAGUUUCUUGUCUGGAGGAACUCUCUUCCAGUUUCUUGCCUGGAGAAACUCUCUUCCAGCUUCUUGUCUGGAGGAACUCUCUUCCAGUUUCUUGCUUGGAGAAACUCUCUUCCAGGUACUUGCCUGGAGAAACUCUCUUCCAGUUUCUUGUCGGGAGGGACUCUCUUCUAGCUCCUUGCCUGGAGAAACUCUCUUUCAGCUUCUUGCCUGGAGAAACACUCUUCCAGCUUCUUGCCUGGAGAAACUCUCUUCCAGCUUCUUGUCUGGAGGAACUCUCUUCCAGUUUCUUGUCUGGAGGAAAUCUCUUCUAGCUCCUUGCCUGGAGAAACUCUCUUUCAGCUUCUUGCCUGGAGAAACUCUCUUCCAGCUUCUUGUCUGGAGGAAGUCUCUUCCACUCCUUGCCUGGAGAAACUCUCUUCCAGCUUCUUGCCUGGAGAAACUCUCUUUCAGCUUCUUGCCUGAGAAACUGAGUUUUCAGCUUCUUGCCUGGAGAAACUCUCCAGUUUCUUGUCUGGAGGAACUGUCUUCCAGCUUCUUGCCUGGAGAAACUCUCUUCCAGCUUCUUGCCUGGAGAAACUCUCUUUCAGUUUCUUGCUUGAGAAACUCUCUUCCAGCUUCUUGCCCGGAGAAACUCUCUCUUUCACCUUCUUGCCUGGAGAAACUCUCUUCUUCUUGCCUGGAGAAAUUCUCUUCCAGCUUCUUGUCUGGAGGAAAUUCCAGUUUCUUGCCUGGAGAAACUCUCUUCCAGCUUCUUUGUCUGGAGGAACUCUCUUCCAGUUUCUUGCUUGGAGAAACUCUCUUCCAGGUUCUUGCCUGGAGAAACUCUCUUCCAGUUUCUUGUCAGGAGGGACUCUCUUCUAGCUCCUUGCCUGGAGAAACUCUCUUUCAACUUCUUGCCUGGAGAAACACUCUUCAGCUUCUUGCCUGGGAGAAACUCUCUUCCAGCUUCUUGUCUGGAGGAACUCUCUUCCAGUUUCUUUGUCUGGAGGAAAUCUCUUCUAGUUCCUUGCCUGGAGAAACUCUCUUUCAGCUUCUUGCCUGGAGAAACUCUCUUCCAGCUUCUUGUCUGGAGGAAGUCUCUUCCAGUUUCUUGCCUGGAGAAACUCUCUUCCAGCUUCUUGCUUGGAGAAACUCUCUUCCAGUUUCUUGUCUGGAGAAACUCUCUUCUAGCUUUCUUGCUCCUUGCCUGGAGAAACUCUCUUCCAGCUUCUUGCCUGGAGAAACUCUCUUUCAGCUUCUUGCCUGGCCUGGAGAAAUUCUCUUUCCAGUUUCUUGUCUGGAGGAACUGUCUUCCAGCUUCUUGCUUCUUGUCUGGAGAAAUUCUCUUUCAGUUUCUUGCCUAGAGAAACUCUCUUCCAGCUUCUUGCCUUUUUUUCUCUUCCAGCUUCUUGUCUGGAGGAACUCUCUUCCAGUUUCUUGCCUGGAGAAACUCUCUUCCAGCUUCUUGCUUGGAGAAACUCUCUUCCAAGCUCUCUUCUUGUCUGGAGAAACUCUCUUCCAAAAGGUUCUUGCCUCUCUUUCAGCUUCUUGCCUGGAGAAACUCUCUCUUCAGCUUCUUGCCUGGAGAAACUCUCUUCCAGAUUCUUGUCUGAGGAACUCUGGAGGAAUUGUCUUUCAGCUUCUUGCCUGGAGUCUUUCUCUCUUCCAGCUUCUUGCCUGGAGAAACUCUUCGGUUUCAGUUUCUUGCCUGGAGAAACUCUCUCUUCCAGCUUCUUGCUUCCCUGGAGAAAUCUCUUUCAGCUUCUUGCCUGGAGAAACUCUCUUCCAGCUUCUUGCCUGGAGAAACUCUCUUCCAGCUUCUUGUCUGGAGGAACUCUCUUCCAGUUUCUUGCCUGGAGAAACUCUCUUCCAGCUUCUUGCUUGGAGAAACUCUCUUCCAGCUUCUUGUCUGGAGAAACUCUUUUCCAGUUUCUUGUCUGGAGGAACUCUCUUCCUAACUCCUUGCCUGGAGAAACUCUUCAGUUUUUGCCAGCUUCUUGCCUGGAGAACUCUCUUCUUCUUUCAGCUUCUUGCCUGGAGAAACUCUCUUCCAGCUUCUUGUCUGGAGGAACUGUCUUCCAGCUUCUUGCCAGGAGGAAAAUCUCUUUCCAAACUCUUUCUUGCCUGGAGAAACUCUCUUUCAGUUUCUUGCCUGGAGAAACUCUCUUUUCAGCUUCUUGCCUGGAGAAACUCUCUUCCAGCUUCUGGUCUGGAGGAACACUCUUCCAGUUUCUUGCCUGGAGAAAUUUCUUCCAGUUUCUUGCCUGGAGGAACUUAUUCUUCCAGCUUCAGUUUUGUCUGGAGGAACUCUCUUCCACAUUUCUUGCCUGGAGAAACCGGUUUCUUUCCAGAAACUCUCUUCCAGUUUCUUGCCUGGAGAAACUCUCUUUCAGCUUCUUGCCUGGAGAAACUCUCUUCCAGUUCUUGCCUGGAGAAACUCUCUUCCAGCUUCUUGUCUGGAGGAAUUGUCUUCCAGGUUCUUGCCAGGAGAAACUCUCUUCCAGCUUCUUGCCUGGAGAAACUCUCUUUCAGUUUCUUGCCGGGAGAAACUCUCUUCCAUUUUCUUGCCUGGAGAAACUCUCUUUCAGCUUCUUGCCUGGAGAAACGCUCUUCCAGUUUCUUGUCUGGAGAAACUCUCUUUCAGCUUCUUGCCUGGAAAGCUCUCUUGCCAGCUUCUUGUCUUGGAGGAACUCUCUUCCAGUUUCUUGCCUGGAUAAACUCUCUUCCAGCUUCUUGCCUGGAGAAACUCUCUUCCAGCUUCUGGUCUGGAGGAACUCUCUUCCAGUUUCUUGCCUGGAGAAACUCUCUUUCAGCUUCUUGCCUGGAGAAACUCUCUUUCAGCUUCUUGCCUGGAGAAACUCUCUUCCAGCUUCUUGUCUGGAGGAACUGUCUUCCAGCUUCUUGCCUGGAGAAACUCUCUUCCAGCUUCUUGCCUGGAGAUACUCUCUUUCAGUUUCUUGCCUGGAGAAACUCUCUUUCAGCUUCUUGCCUGGAGAAUCUUUCUUCAAGUUUCUUGCUUGAAGAAACUCUCUUCAAGUUUCUUGCCUGGAGAAACUCUCUUUCAGCUUCUUGUCUGGAGGAACUCUCUUCAAGUUUCUUGCUUGGAGAAACUCUCUUCAAGUUUCUUGCCUGGAGAAACUCUCUUUCAGCUUCUUGCCUGGAGAAACACUCUUCCAGCUUCUUGUCUGGAGGAACUCUCUUCCAGUUUCUUGCCUGGAGAAACUCUCUUCCAGCUUCUUGCCUGGAGAAACUCUCUUCCAGCUUCUUCUCCUUGCCUGGAGAAACUCUCUUUCAGCUUCUUGCCUGGAGAAACUCUCUUCCAGUUUCUUGCCUGGAGAAACUCUCUUCCAGCUUCUUGCCUGGAGAAACUCUCUUCCAGCUUCUUGUCUGGAGGAACUCUCUUCCAGUUUCUUGCCUGGAGAAACUCUCUUCCAGCUUCUUGCCUGGAGAAACUCUCUUCCAGUUUCUUGUCGGAAGGGACUCUCUUCUAGCUCCUUGUCUGGAGAAACUCUCUUUCAGCUUAUGUCUGGAGGAACUCUCUUCCAGCUUCUUGCCUGGAGAAACUCUCUUCCAGCUUAUGUCUGGAGGAACUCUCUUCCAGUUUUUUGCCUGGAGAAACUCUCUUCCAGUUUCUUGCCUGGAGAAACUCUCUUCCAGCUUCUUGUCUGGAGAAACUCUCUUCCAGCUUCUUGCCUGGAGAAACUCUCUUUCAGCUUCUUGCCUGGAGAAACUCUCUUCCAGCUUCUUGUCUGGAGGAACUCUUCUCUUCCAGCUUCUUGCCUGGAGAAACUCUCUUCCAUCUUCUUGCCUGAGAAACUCUCUUCCAGCUUAUGUCUGGAGGAACUCUCUUCCAGUUUCUUGUCUGGAGGAACUCUCUUCCAGCUUCUUGUCUGGAGAAACUCUCUUCCAGCUUCUUGCCUGGAGAAACUCUCUUUCAGCUUCUUGCCUGGAGAAACUCUCUUCCAGCUUCUUGUCUGGAGGAACUCUCUUCCAGUUUCUUGCCUGGAGAAACUCUCUUCCAGUUUAUGUCUGGAGGAACUCUCUUCCAGUUUCUUGUCUGGAGAAACUCUCUUCCAGCUUCUUGCCUGGAGAAACUCUCUUCCAGCUUCUUGUCUGGAGGAACUCUCUUCCAGCUUCUUGUCUGGAGGAACUCUCUUCUAGCUCCUUGCCUGGAGAAACUCUCUUUCAUCUUCUUGCCUGGAGAAACUCUCUUCCAGUUUCUUGUCUGGAGGAACUCUCUUCCAGUUUCUUGCCUGGAGAAACUCUCUUCCAGCUUCUUGCCUGGAGAAACUCUCUUCCAGCUUCUUGCAUGGAGAAACUCUCUUUCAGCUUCUUGCCUGGAGGAACUCUCUUCCAGCUUCUUGCCUGGAGAAACUCUCUUUCAGCUUCUUUGUCUGGAGGAACUCUCUUCCAGCUUCUUGCCUGGAGAAACUCUCUUCCAGCUUCUUGCCUGGAGAAACUCUCUUCCACUUCUUGCCUGGUGAAACUCUCUUCCAGCUUCUUGUCUGGAGGAACUCUCUUCCAGUUUCUUGCCUGGAGAAACUCUCUUUCAGCUUCUUGCCUGGAGAAACUCUCUUCCAGCUUCUUGCCUGGAGAAACUCUCUUCCAGCUUCUUGUCUGGUGGAACUCUCUUCCAGUUUCUUAUUCUUGUCUGGAGAAACUCUCUUCCAGCUUCUUGUCUGGAGGAACUCUCUUCCAGCUUCUUGCCUGGAGAAACUCUCUUCCAGCUUCUUGCCUGGAGAAACUCUCUUCCAGCUUCUUGUCUGGAGGAACUCUCUUCCAGCUUCUUGCCUGGAAACUCUCUUUCAGCUUCUUGAAAAAGAAACUCUCUUCCAGCUUCUUGUCUGGAGGAACUCUCUUCCAGCUUCUUGCCUGGGAAACUCUCUUUCAGCUUCUUGCCUGGAGAAACUGCCUCUCUUCCAGCUUCUUGUCUGGAGGAACUCUCUUCCAGCUUCUUGUCUGGAGGAACUCUCUUUCAGCUUCUUCUCCGGAGGAACUCUUUUCCAGUUUCUUGUCUGGAGGAACUCUCUUCUAG